Molecule: messenger RNA, 1158 nt
Organism: Closterium sp. NIES-65
Lineage: Eukaryota; Viridiplantae; Streptophyta; Zygnematophyceae; Desmidiales; Closteriaceae
Source: the annotation of a GenBank genome assembly
AUGGGAUGGGCAUGGGAUGGGCAUGGGAUGGGCAUGGGAUGGGCAUGGGAUGGGCAUGGAAUGGUCAUGGGAUGGGCAUGGGAUGGGCAUAGGAUGGGCAUGGGAUGGGCAUGGGAUGGGCAUGAGAUGGGCAUGGGAUGGGCAUGGGAUGGACAUGGGAUGGGCAUGGGAUGGGCAUGGGAUGGGCAUGGGAUGGGCAUGGGAUGGGCAUGGAAUGGACAUGGGAUGGGCAUGGGAUGGGCAUGGGAUGGGCAUGAGAUGGGCAUGGGAUGGGCAUGGGAUGGCCAUGGGAUGGGCAAGGGAUGGGCAUGGGAUGGGCAUGGGAUAGGCAUGGGAUGGGCAUGGGAUGGGCAUGGGAUGGGCAUGGGAUGGGCAUGGGAUGGACAUGGGAUGGACAUGGGAUGGGCAUGGGAUGGGCAUGAGAUGGGCAUGGGAUGGGCAUGGGAUGGGCAUGGGAUGGGCAAGGGAUGGGCAUGGGAUGGGCAUGGGAUAGGCAUGGGAUGGGCAUGGGAUGGUCAUGGGAUGGGCAUGGGAUGGGCAUGGGAUGGGCAUGGGAUGGGCAUGAGAUGGGCAUGGGAUGGGCAUGGGAUGGACAUGGGAUGGGCAUGGGAUGGGAUGGGCAUGGGAUGGGCAUGGGAUAGGCAUGGGAUGGGCAUGGGAUGGUCAUGGGAUGGGCAUGGGAUGGGCAUGGGAUGGGCAUGGGAUGGGCAUGGAAUGGACAUGGGAUGGGCAUGGGAUGGGCUUGGGAUAGGCAUGGGAUGGGCAUGGGAUGGGCAUGGGAUGGGCAUGGGAUGGGCAUGGGAUGAGCAUGGGAUGGGCAUGGGAUGGGCAUGGGAUGGGCAUGGGAUGGGCAUGGGAUGGGCAUGGGAUGGGCAUGGGAUGGGCAUGGGAUGGGCAUGGGAUGAGCAUGGGAUAAGCAUGGGAUGGGCAUGGGAUGGGCAUGGGAUGGGCAUGGGAUGGGCAUGGGAUGGGCAUGGAAUGGUCAUGGGAUGGGCAUGGGAUGGGCAUAGGAUGGGCAUGGGAUGGGCAUGGGAUGGGCAUGAGAUGGGCAUGGGAUGGGCAUGGGAUGGACAUGGGAUGGUCAUGGGAUGGGCAUGGGAUGGGCAUGGGAUGGGCAUGGGAUGGGCAUGGGAUGGGCAUGGGAUGGGCUUGGGAUAG